Paramecium pentaurelia is the source of this 811-nucleotide messenger RNA. The record is from the annotation of a GenBank genome assembly. Lineage: Eukaryota; Ciliophora; Oligohymenophorea; Peniculida; Parameciidae.
AUGUAUUAUAAAUAAAAAUACUUCUUUUCUUUUUUGAAAUUCAAUCCAAAUAAGAACUAUUAUCAAACCCUUAAUCUCACAAAUAGAGCAACUUAAGAUGAAAUUAAGAGUGCUUUUUAUACUCUGGCUAAAUUAUAUCAUCCUGAUAAGAAUCCAAAUUCAAUUGAUUAAUUUAAAGCAAUCAAUGAAGCUUAUGAAGUACUCAAAAAUCCUACUACAAAAAAGGAUUAUGAUUAAAUUUAAAUAAACCCUGUAAAGUAUUAGAAGUAGCAAUAUGAGAGAAAAUAUUAUUAAUAGAGUUGUAAUAAAAUAUUGGAUUUUUAGCUUAUUAGGAAUAUAACCAAAAUCAAGAAUAAUUUAGAAAAUCAUAUGAGGAAUAUCAAAAACAAUAAGCAUUUAAAUAAUAUCACUUUUACUCACGUACAGGAUAUGAUUAUUAAGAUCCUUUCAAAGAUUAUAGUAAAUAUAUGAGAGAUGAAUAAUAUGUAAUUCUUAUUCAAUAAUAACUCUUUAGGAUAAUUAUUCUAAUAGAAAUCCAGCUCCAAGAUAUUUAAUAAUAUUUAUGAUGACAACAUCAGCUUUUUUAAUUUUUGAAUUACUUGAUCUAUUUGCUAAUAAUAAGAAAGUCAUUUUGACUGAUUAAAUAACAGGAUAAUAAUAUAUAACAACAAGACAAGAAUUGAGAAAUAAAUCAUAUAUUAACAGAGAAUAGUAGGAAUUUGAAAGAAGAAAAACAGAGUAUAAAAUCAUGUAAUAGGAAGAAAUAAGAAGAAUUCGAUAAAGAAAAUUCGAAUAAAUAAUUGAAAAAUGA